CCAGAGUCUACUGACCCUCGAUCAGAACUGUGACGUCAACGUCCGGGGAAACGGAGACCUGACGCCGCUACACCUGGCUGUCAACAACAACGACACGGAAAUGGUCAAGGUGUUGGUCCAGAACAACGCGGACGUCAACGCCAUAGACUCCACCAACGUGACGCCCAUCGCGCUGGCCACGUCCAGAUGUUCACCCGAGCUCAUGUUCCACCUGCUCAGCCCUCGGGCUUCUGGUGCUUUCUGUGUUCGGACUGGGCAACGGAGCAACGGUGGGCUCAGAGUUCGAGGAAACGCAGGCGAGACAACAAAAGACAAUCUAAAUAACCAGGACGAGAUGCAGCGCACCCCGUUGAUGCUGGCGGCGCUGUUCGGUGACAGUGACUCCCUGCGGCUGCUGCUGAGCACCGGUGCAGACGUGCGGAGGGCGGACUGUGACGGCAGGACCGUCCUGCACCACGGCGUGGGACACUCCAGAGUGUUGGACAUUCUACUCCAGAAUAAGAAAGCCAAGCGCUUAUUGGAGAAGAAGGAUGGAGCCGGAUGUACACCACUGCAUCACGCGGCUCAGGGUGGGUUCGACAAGAACGUCAGGUCAUUGCUAGCAGCUGGCGCAGACCGCAACUCCAGGAACAACAACGGGGAAACCGCACUUCAUGAGGCAGCCAGACACGGACGCCUGAACGUCAUAAAGACGCUGCUGCGCGGGAGUGGACGUGAGGGGAAGCCGGGAGACUCCAUCAAGGUCCGGCUGGUGAACACCGCCAACUCACGGGGCAUGCGACCGCUGCACCUGGCGUCCAAGUACGGUCAUCCAGAGGUCGUGCGGUACCUGCUGGACAACCACGCCGCCAUAACACAGACCAUGGACGGCACCAGCCCGCUCCAUUACGCCGUGAGGAGCGGCAAUCAGAAGACGGUGGAUUCUCUGCUGGAUGUCCACUAUGACUGUCUGAACUGGGAGGACGAUAACGGGAACACGCCACUUCAUGUAGCGGCCAAGGAAGACCUUCCCGAAAUCGUGACGCUGCUGUUGACGGACGGAGCGAUCGUUGCAGAGAACCACCAAAAGGAGAACGCGCUGGACGUCGCUAUCAACAAGGGGUCGGUGGACGCAGCUCUGGCCAUGGGGAGACAUGCGCGUUGGGCCGACCUCUUGCGGCAGGAGGACAGAGCGCAGCUGCCUCAUCUGGUGGUGGAGAUGCCCACCGUGGCUGAGGAAUUUUUGAAUCGGUUUUGUGUGGAGAAGACCGUACCAGAAGGAGACAAAGAGGGGAAUAACUACAAGGUCUUGGCGUAUGACUUCAGCUAUAUGUACGGAAGACGCGAGGGCUUGUCCUUUCUCAAGGCGAUCACAAGGAAUCGGCGCUGGCAGUGCCUGCAGCAUCCCAUUGUGGAGAAAUUCCUCAAAGUUUACUGGGAGAAGAUUGGCUUCCAGAUAUUCCUGGCCACCUUAGUUGUGUACAUGAUCUUCCUUGGCUGCCUGACGACGCUGGUAAUGAUGCAAGCUUCAAUGAUCUCACAAACGCGCGAAGCUGCCAACAUCACAACGGAACAGGCCGCAAACUGUUACAACAUCACACUGCUGUGUGACUUGUCAGAGACGCUGUGUGUGCUCUCGUAUCUGGUCUUAGUAUUCGCGGCCAUCGGUCUCAUAAAGGAUGUGUACAACCUCAUUCGACAGGGCUUGGAUUUCCUGACCGUCAGCAACAUGCUGGAUUUCAUCAUGUGCCUUGCUGCUCUUCUGUACACACUUCCAGCAAAACUCCCAUUACCUAUGCAUCCAUGUGUGAAGGCGUAUGCUGCCACCAUUGCCGUGUUCCUGGCAUGGAUCAUGUUUGUUCUCGUGCUCAGACGGAUCUAUGUAUUUGGGCUGUACAUCAUCAUGAUCGGCAGCAUCUUCAUCACGAUGAUCAGGGUGGUGCUGGUGUUCAUCAUCUACCUCUUCGCCUUCUGCUUCUCCUUCUUCUACCUGGUCACCAUUGCAGAUACGUCAUUGGGGAGUGGCUUUGAUGACUUCCCGAGGACCUUCUACACAUUGCUGUCUAUGAUGAUGGGGGAACUGGACAUCAACAGCAACUUCAAACUCGGGGUGAACACGAGAAACUCCAUCACUCUGGCACUCCUGCUGAUCUUCAUCGUCGUCAUGUGCAUCAUCAUCGUCAAUUUGCUGGUUGGUCUGGCUGUUGGGGACAUCAAAGCAAUCAGGGAGGCAGCCAGACUUGGUCAUCUUCAAAUACAGGCGGAGUAUAUGUUGCACAAGGAAUGGGGCAUCAGUCUGUUCCUCCGGCGGUUCCAGAUCAUGCAUUAUAACGAAAAGAAGGGGUCCAGGAAGAAGAUGAGCUUGAUUACCAGAAUUGUACCUCAUCAGCUGCGUGAGCUGUUUGAUGUGGGCAAAGAAUUUGAAGAAGCCAAGUCCUGCUCAUGUCAUGAGAUUCUGGAGGAAACAAGAGCGAGUCUGGAAGCAAGGCUGAAGGAGGUGAUGUCCAGUCUGUCGAAUGUUCAGCAUGACUUGAGCCAGUUAUCCAAGCUAACAUCUCAAGAGCAGCUCAGCUCAACAUCGCUGAACGCUACUCCAGGAGAUGAAGAUGAUGAUGAUGUUGGCCAUGUGGAUGACCUUAUAGACGAGUACCGGCGGAAUGAAAAUAAGUUAUACCGGCAACACUCCACAGAGGGUGACGAGGGCUUUAGGCCAAGAGUCGGCAGCAGUGUAAGCAUCCUUAGGAAACUCCGCGGAAAAUCUCGCAGGAAUGUCAGUGUCAUUAAAGAGGACAAUGAAGGGGAAAAUGCAGAGGACGAAGGGGCGGAAUCUUACACUACAAAGCUCUGAUCAAUUAAGAAGUUUUAUGGACUGUCAUUGUGAAAUGCAAAAUUUAAGUACAGGUAUCGCAUUCCAGUGAAUAUUUGCUCAUGCUUUAUUUGUAUCAUAAAUGUGCAAUGUUGUGAGGGUUGUAGUGAUACAAGCCUGAUGAACUUGUGUCUCUAGUGGCACUUCUGUGUCAAAGACACUGAGCAUUUGAGUUACAGAAUAUAAUGUCAGCUCAAGACUUACUUCAACAGGAUGAAUAUUGCUUUACAAGCUUGGCACAUUUUGCAUCAAAUUUUUGUGUCUAUAGUAUGAAAAUUUUUGUACAACAAUGGACUUUUUUGUUGAAAAAAGUGCCAGAUUUUUAAACAUUUGCAUAAAUGUAAAUGAUUGUAAAAAGGACUGAAACAUGCUACAUACAAUUAUCAGAAUAUAGGUUAUAGGUAUAAGUUAGGUCCAUAUGUAUAAUGUAUGGGCUCAUUUGGGUUUUCAAGAAAUACCAGGGUAGAUACAAUGUAAGAUUAACCCUACUUCCUGUAAUCAAAGGCCUAGCAGGGCAUCCAUAAUGAAGCAACACGUGAAGGUAAACAACGCUACAUAUAGAUUUUGAUAGCUAUACAUGAUAAUAUGUAACAACCCUACUUGCUGAAAAAAUGUUUUAGAACCUUCUUAAGCAAAUGAGACAAAAAAGGAUAAAGUUAUGAUAUGCUACACUUGUGUAAAAAUGUGCAUUUGUGCCAAAAUUUGCCUGUCUCUUGAACCACAACAUGUAAUCAUGACAGACCUAUUAAUGUCAUUUUGAACAGGCCCAGAAAUUGUAUGUAAUCAAUUAGAUUGGUAGAAAACAGCAAAGCUUUGUAAAAGCUAGUAUUGCAAAUAAGACAAGUAUAUAUGUCAUGUAAUGCAUUCCUCAUAAUCCUGUUAUUUUAUUAAAGCAGUACAAAACAUUA
Molecule: messenger RNA, 3753 nt
Organism: Branchiostoma floridae (Florida lancelet)
Lineage: Eukaryota; Metazoa; Chordata; Leptocardii; Amphioxiformes; Branchiostomatidae
Product: transient receptor potential cation channel subfamily A member 1-like
Exons: 23
Coding region: 101-2827 (908 amino acids)
Biological process (GO): monoatomic ion transport; transmembrane transport
Cellular component (GO): membrane
Molecular function (GO): protein binding; monoatomic ion channel activity
Source: RefSeq, a predicted model, not a curated record